Molecule: messenger RNA, 3131 nt
Organism: Kockovaella imperatae
Lineage: Eukaryota; Fungi; Basidiomycota; Tremellomycetes; Tremellales; Cuniculitremaceae
Product: putative WD-repeat protein
Exons: 10
Coding region: 34-2988 (984 amino acids)
Biological process (GO): maturation of SSU-rRNA
Cellular component (GO): Pwp2p-containing subcomplex of 90S preribosome; small-subunit processome
Molecular function (GO): protein binding; snoRNA binding
Source: RefSeq, a predicted model, not a curated record
GCUAGCAACAGUCGUACAGGACGGUCCGACACCAUGGUCAAGUCGUAUAUGCGCCAUGGGCCUACGCAGGCAUUUGGUGUGAUUUGCUCGCCCACCGCCAAUUCGGCCUUCGAUGGCAAGUCGGCCUAUGUACCAGCUUGGGAAGACGUCCUUGUCUGGGAUGUCAAGCGUGGAGAGAUGCUAUCCAUGUGGCAUUCGUCCGGACUGACCUCACCUGUCACCUACAUGACCCCAUGUCCUACUCCUUCUACCUCUUCUUCGAGCUCUGGAAAGACAUUUGCCGUUGCUUACGCCGAUGGCUCAAUUCGUCUCUGGGAGUAUGAAUCGGGCACAUCGACAGAAGCUGUGGAGCAAGUCACAUUCAAUGGGCACAAGAAGACCAUCACGACCUUGACUUUUGAUACCGACGGAUCUCGACUUGCGAGUGGAGGAUCAGAAGGAGAAAUCGUCAUCUGGGACCGUGUGGCUGAAGUUGGUCUAUUCCGACUGAAAGGGCACAGAGGAGCUAUCACUGGACUUGCUUUCAUACCUCAUCCUUCAUUGGGCGUUUCACAACAUCCUGGAUUCUUAGUUAGCACGGCUAAAGACAGUACAAUGAGAUUGUGGGAUCUCGGGACACAACAUUGUCUUCAAACCGUGGUGAUUGGACGAGGAGAAGCUCAUUGCUUGGCUGUGAAGGAGAAUCAUGAAGAAGAUGCUCUACCAGGCGAGGGAGAGCAUGUGGGAGAGGGCUCUAGUGCAUGGCUGCUAUUGACAGGGGCAGGCGAUGGAGAAGCCAAGGUGUGGACACUGCCCAAAUCAGCACUGAGUAGCGGUAUCAAAGAAGAUGCCAACGGCAAGCUCCCCUCCCUGAUCCAUCCUUUAUGUACUCUCCCUCUCUCCUCAUCCUCUCAUCCUGUUACUCAAGCCGCCUUCCACCCAUCUCUCCCCAUGAUUCUCCUUCACACGUCUGAACGAACGAUCAAUGUCCUCAGGCUGCGGUCAACGGAGGAAGUCGCUGCGAAGCGAGCUAGACGGAAGAAGAGAGAUCGCGAGAAGGGCAGACAGAAGGAGAAUGGACAGGAGACCGGGGAAGAAGGGACGGAGAAGGUAGGAUGGCAAGAUCGUGUCCAGGCAUGGUGCAACAUACGGACGAAUGCGAAGAUCAAGUCUUUCUCGCUCGCCGAUGCCGAUUCCGGGUCGUCAAAGUCUGGAGUACCGCUCCUCGUGGCUCUCUCAAACAACUCUCUUGAGACCUAUUCUUUUCCUACUCCUACGGGCAAGAAGUCUAAGCUCCCGGAUGGAACUAGCCCUGAGCCGACAAAGACGCAUUCUUUGGAAUUACCGGGACAUCGACAAGACAUUCGCACGCUUAGCAUAUCCUCAGAUGACCAGGUCAUAGCUAGUGCCGCGAGUGGUACGCUCAAGAUCUGGAAUGCGAAAACGACAGCCUGCCUCAGGACAAUGGAAUGUGGUUAUGCCAUCUGCUCGACUUUCUUACCAGGUGAUCGGCACGUCGUGAUCGGUACGAAAAGCGGCGAGCUCCUUUUAUACGACAUUGCUGCAUCUAGCCUAUUAGCAACCUACAAGGCCCAUUCUGGACCGGUAUGGAGCGUGCAUGUCCGUCCCGACGGCCGCGGACUAGUUUCAGGCAGUGCGGAUAAGGAUGUGAAGUUCUGGAACUUUGAGAUGCGAGAGGAAGGGCCGGGUGAAAAGGUUGUCAGUCGGCUUGGAGUAGAGACUGUGUUCAAGACAAAGCAACUUGCUUUGGUCCACAUUCGAACACUCAAGAUGACGGACGACGUGCUUGCUGUCAAGUACAGCCCUGAUGGAAAAUUGUUGGCGGUCUCUCUGUUGGACUCGACCGUAAAGGUCUUUUUCGAAGAUAGUCUCAAAUUUUUCCUGUCCUUGUAUGGUCACAAGCUUCCAGUUUUGUCUCUGGACAUCUCAUUCGACUCAAAACUCAUCAUCACCUGCUCGGCCGACAAGAACGUCAAGAUUUGGGGUCUUGACUUUGGCGAUUGUCAUCGAUCCAUCUUUGCCCACGACGACUCUAUCAUGCAGAUCUCGUUCGAGGCCAAUAGCCAUAAUUUCUGGACAGUUGGAAAGGAUAAGUUCUUGAAAUACUGGGAUGCCGACAAGUUUGAGCUCAUACAGAAGCUCGAGGGUCAUCAUGGAGAGAUAUGGGCUCUGGCCACUUCACAUCAAGGCGAAUACGUCGUGACUGGCUCUCAUGACAAAUCUAUCCGAAUCUGGGAAAAGACUGAAGAACCCCUGUUUCUUGAAGAAGAGCGAGAGCGAGAGUUAGAAGCAAUGUACGAUGCCAACGCGGUGGAAGAGUCAAACCGAGUUGAAGCAGCUGGUGAAGGAGAUGAAGUGGAAGCUGUUCAGAAGCAAACCAACGAGACAUUGAUGGCCGGUGAGAAGAUCAUGGAGGCGCUACAAAUAGCCGAUGGCGAACGCGACGAUUUGCAGAGCUGGGAAGAGGAGAAAGCCAAAUUGAGCUCCGAGGCCGCUGCUCAGCUUCCUGCUCCAGAUCGAAACCCAGUCCUGGUCGCGAGAGGAGAUGUCAAUGGAGAAGAAUACGUCUACAAGGUCAUCAAGGCUAUUCCAGCCGCCGCGAUGGAAGAUGCCCUGCUCGUCUUGCCUUUUGGCCAGGUGGUUAGUCUCUUGACAUAUCUCGACGAGUGGGCUCGACAGCAUCGAGACAUCGUCUUGACGUCUCGAAUUCUUACUUUCCUCCUCCGCACGCAUUCUGCCUCACUGAUUGCCAAUCGUACACUUCGUCCGACAAUCUUGAAUCUCAGGAACCAUGUCCGCGAUGCUCUGACACAAGAACGUAAUGUGAUGGGUUACAAUAUCGCAGCCAUGCGAUAUCUCAAAGGCAGAUGGGAGAACGAAAAGGUCGCCGGGAUGGCAGAAGAUGUCUGGGACGAAGAGAGAGUGAGGCAGAAACUAGCGGAGGGCAAGAAGGGUGGAAAGCGGAAACGAGUCGAGAUCAGAGCGUAGUGUGUGUCCAAUCUCAUAGUUCAGGUGUUCGAAGAGCUUUAUCGGUUGUCAGUGAUCGACAAUGUGCGUGAGAUCAUAUCGAUUCAAAUGCGACGACUUGAAUGCCAGGAUGAUUGCCAAAAUUUGAAUGCAGGCGGAGACAC